ACUGGAGACACUGAAGAAGGCAGGGGCCCUUAGAGUCUUGGUUGCCAAACAGAUUUGCAGAUCAAGGAGAACCCAGGAGUUUCAAAGAAGCGCUAGUAAGGUCUCUGAGAUCCUUGCACUAGCUACAUCCUCAGGGUAGGAGGAAGAUGGCUUCCAGAAGCAUGCGGCUGCUCCUAUUGCUGAGCUGCCUGGCCAAAACAGGAGUCCUGGGUGAUAUCAUCAUGAGACCCAGCUGUGCUCCUGGAUGGUUUUACCACAAGUCCAAUUGCUAUGGUUACUUCAGGAAGCUGAGGAACUGGUCUGAUGCCGAGGUAAGAAACUUGCUGCCUGCUUGGCCUGGCCUUUCUAGAGCAAAGGACCAGCCAGAGCCCCAGAUCUCAUUUGAUUCAGGAUCAAGUGUCCUUCCUGGGCACUAUGAAGAGAAGCCCCUUUGGCUGGUGAAAUGGAGAGAAGAGGGUUGUGUGUUCAACUCAUUCAAUUCUGUAAGCAUUGCUGAAGCAGGUGCUGUAUGCCAGACCCUAGAUGGGCUACAAGCACAUACGGAUACAUAGGAAAGAGCCCCUACCCUCAGCAAGCUCACUGUCAGUAAAGGAGACAGAAAUACAUCAAUCAAAGGAGGAAGAGAAGAUGAGGAAUUCACAGAAAGGAUAAUGGAGUUUCUGUACAAGAUUUACCAGAAAGAGAGUGGUGUGUAGACAUGCCUGGAGCAGACACCUUGGAGCCGCUGACAGAAGGUGAAGCAGUCCAAGAAAAUGUGGAAACUUUUCCGCUGCUCUACACAGUCCACAAACCUGUCCAUUUUAUUUCGUUGAAGCUUUGUCUGAGAGAUAACCAAAUAGACAGUCAAAGUAAGUUAUCUCAGCCACAUAUGGGGAGUGGAUGCUGCUGAAUUGUGAUUAAUUGGGGGAGCCAUAUAGGUACAUUUGGCAUGAUCUGGGCCUAUGCGGUCUUACAAUCCCUGUAUAAAACUAGACAAUGAAAAACAGAAAACAAAACAAACAAACAAAAAAACAAGAACGAAGCACCUACCACAUGCCAGCUACUGAGGCUAUGAAGGUAUUCUCCCGCCUUAGAAAGCCCAGGAUUAAUGCAGGAUUGCGACAUUUAAACAGAACAUUUCCAUACAGCAUGAGUAUAAAUGACUUUCCCAAGUUUACACUGAGAGUAACUGACACAGCAACCCCAGCAAAGUCUGAGCUGAGUCCUGAAUAAUUGUAUAAAAAGGGGAGAGAAACAGAGUGAAGAAAGGGUUUCCCAGACUCUGUCCCAGGAAAGAAAAUGAGCUCGUGGAGAGGAAUAGACUUUCUCUAUGAAAACAGAGGGAACAAAGAGGAAGAUGUCUGGGAACCGAGGAGUAAUAGAGACCUGAGUUUACAUCACUACUCUGCCACUCCCUAGGUACCUCCCUUUACCUGUUUCCCUACUGGAAAGUGGGAUAAUACUUUUUACCUCAUGGACUUGUCAGGAGGAUUCAUUAAAACGACUCGCAUAAAGCCUAUGCCACAUGGUAGAUGCCAAUUCAGGGUCUCAAGAAAGAACAGCCCACAGGAUUGACACUGAACCUUAACAAAGUUAACAGGACCAAGGUGCAGAGAGGGUGCUAGGACAGCGAAGCCAAAGAGGACCCCUCAAACCCAACAAGAGCUGUGCGGCUCCCUGAUUCCUCGCCAGUGUUGCUACCGCCCUUGGCUCUUCUUGCAUGGCUGGCUCUUGAGACCCCUGGAAGCUGAUGGAGGCAACGUGAGAAGCACAUGGACAUCCGACCUUGAGCUUGAGAGGCAGAGGCCUGAGUUCUAGUUACAGCCCCAGCAGUACCAGUUGUGUGGACUGGGAGGGAGGCUAUCACGUACAUACUUCAAGCCUCCAAACCUGUUUCCCCUUCUGACACAGGAUCUUCUGUGGCUGGUAUAGAGUGGGCACUCAAUAAAUGCUGUCUGGUCGUCUGGCUGGCAUGCCUCAUGGGCCUGAGAAUUGAAUAGAAUUACAGUGAUAGAAGCAUGCUGGUAUUGUAAGUGGUUUGUAAGUGUGAGGACUAAAUUAUUAUUAAAUAGUAAUCACAUCUAAUCUUGGAUAAAUUAGUAAAAGCAAGAAUGGGAGCAGUAAAAACCUAAGCAACCCGAACUAAAAUUUUAUUGAAUUAAUUCAAUUUCUUGUCAUGUAACACAACCCCAGAAGAGAAUAAAAUAAAGUUUAUAUACAUACACCCAUA
Messenger RNA from Homo sapiens (human), 2209 nucleotides. It is a transcript of the gene REG4, whose product is annotated as regenerating family member 4. Gene Ontology annotation, cellular component: extracellular region. Bases 147 to 551 code for a protein of 134 amino acids. The record is from RefSeq and is marked validated. NCBI's taxonomy places the organism in Eukaryota, Metazoa, Chordata, Mammalia, Primates, Hominidae. The transcript has 3 exons. Gene Ontology annotation, molecular function: carbohydrate binding.